Molecule: messenger RNA, 1873 nt
Organism: Diorhabda carinulata
Lineage: Eukaryota; Metazoa; Arthropoda; Insecta; Coleoptera; Chrysomelidae
Product: polyadenylate-binding protein 1-like
Exons: 4
Coding region: 593-1669 (358 amino acids)
Cellular component (GO): cytosol
Molecular function (GO): mRNA binding
Source: RefSeq, a predicted model, not a curated record
GGAAAGUAUACACGUAAGAGUUGUCGUUAACAAUAUUCACUUUUAAAAAUAAUGUUUUAUAGUGAUACCUAAACCUGUUCAUUUUAUAGAAAAUUAUAUUUAAGGCAUAUCCAUGCAUUUUCGGAUUUCCAAACAACAGAGAAAAAGCAUAGCUAGCUAGCGGCAAGGAGCUGGUUACAUAUCCGACGACGUUUCUCUUGAAUCUCAGUUUGAUUGAAAUUGAAAUUUUUGUUCAAUGAAAUCAACUGACGUGAAGACACAUCUAUCCUACUACGAGCCGAAGAGUUUCCUGUCCACCGAAUUACAGUAGCUAUGACAAAGAGCUACUCUUCUACUGUGUUUUUCUCUUCAUCGUCUUAGUGGAAGUACUUUUUUUUGAAAUUUAUUUUUAACACAUCAAAUAUAUAUGAGUUACAGGGCUGUAGGGUAGAUGCUCAAGCUGUUUCCACUUGAAUUCAGCCAGUAAUUUUUGUUCAAACCUGGAGAUGUAUGGAAGCACGUGAAGCAGAAUCAUUCCAUCCGUGAGCCCAGGCCGUUUGAUUUUGAUAGACUUUGCAUUUGAUAGACUGCGCAUGCACACUACUCUCAAUUAAUGAUAUGCCAAGCCCUUCCCACAAUUGGAGAGAAUGAAAUUUGUGAAACAUUCAGUAGAUCACCUGCAGUAUAUGUUGAGAAUCUGGAGAAAAAGUUUGGUAGCCAAAAUCUCUAUGCUCUAUUUAGCGAUUAUGGAAUAAUUACAGAAUGUGCUAUUUAUACCAAUAAGCGUGAUGAUUGUCCAGGCUAUGGUAUCGUACAUUUUAAAGAAGUAGACGAUGCUAAAAGAUGUGUCGAAGCUUUAAAUGGUAAGUUCGUAAGAAACCAACGUAUAUUCGUGAAACUAUUUAUCCCAGAAGAAAAUCACAAGACUGGAAAUGCAAAUGAAAGAUUUUUCACUAAAUUACACAUCGAUAAUUUGCCUAUAAGUACUGAUGAAGAGAAAUUAUACGAGAUGUUUCAACUUUUUGGAGAGGUUGUUAGAUGCAAAAUAGUUAGAGAUAACUAUGGAGUUUCAAGAGGUUUUGGUUGUGUGGAAUACCAAUAUCCAGAAGUAGCAUUGGCAGCUAUAGAGGGGAUGAAUGGGAUGUUAAUGGAAAACAAUCAACGUUUGUACGUAACACGAUUCAAAAGUUUUGUAGAGAGGGAAGAGGAAAAGUUAGAAAGAAUUCAUAAACAUAAACGCACCAUAUGCAUAAGGAAUUUGGAUGUUGAUAUCACAAAAAUCGAAAUGGAAAGCGCAUUCGCACAGUUUGGAGAAAUAGUUGAAAGUAGAAUUAAAUUCUAUCGUUAUAGCAGAGUAGCGUUUGGUUUGGUUACCUACAUAACACCAGAUAACGCUCUCAAGGCUGUAAGCAUGAUGAACGGUAAAAUUAUUAAAAGUAACAAAUUGAUUGUUACUUCUUCUAAAUUGAUGGAAGACGGAUGUGAAUUCACUGAAGAUGAGCCUCUUGUUGGUACCAGUUGUGGUGUAAAUUCAGAUAAUCACAAUUCUUCUAUGAUGCAGAAUCGAAAUCCACGUCUAUCAGAUGAUUGUUCAAGACGAGGAACGUCUCGACGAGUUUCUCAGUCAUCUAGAACACGCCAAACCAUUUGGCCAUCUCUUACUGCCAAAUAUGAAAAAACACAAAAAUAAGUGAAUUCAAUUUAAUUUUAUCUAUCAUUAAAUUCAAUCUAGCAUUGUUCAACUAUACUAAUUAUCACUUAUAAUUCAAACAAAUUAUUCUUGAACCAGAAAUUCAUGUUAUAGGUCAGACUUUUCAAUCCUAAUUAUACAUUGAGAAUUGAAAUUCUACUCAAUUGUAUCCAAAAAGAUUUAAUAAAAUUUGACUUUCAUCAA